CAGAGGCUAGUAGUGCGUACUUGCUUGGCUUAGGUGCUGGGCGCAGAGCACUUGCCGCCGCAUAAUAGAGGCGCGAGAAGCCAGCUGGGCCUGCUUUGCUGAUCUCGCUGCUUUUUCGAGUCAAGGGAACCAAUUGAGUGUCUGAUUUAGUCAGUUUUGACACCAAAAGGCCCCACCGGCGGAAUCAGCCGCCGAGCCACGAUGUCUAUUGCAGACGUGCUCGAGGGCAAGGAUUACUCCUUCCCUAAGGAGGAGGAGAAGAUUUUGGAGCUCUGGGAUCGCCUGGAUGCGUUCAACGAGCAGUUGAAGCGCACUGAGGGCAAGCCGGAGUACAUUUUCUACGAUGGCCCCCCGUUCGCGACUGGCCUGCCCCACUACGGCCAUAUUCUGGCUGGCACCUUGAAGGACAUCGUGACGCGCUACGCCUCCGCCACCGGGCACCACGUGACGCGCCGCUUCGGCUGGGACUGCCAUGGCCUGCCGGUGGAGUACGAGAUCGACAAGAAGCUCAACAUCAAGAGCCGCGACGACGUGAUGAAGAUGGGCAUUGGCGCCUACAACGAGGAGUGCCGCAGCAUUGUGAUGAGGUACUCGAAGGAGUGGGAGAAGACCGUGAAGCGGCUGGGUCGCUGGAUUGACUUUGAGAACGACUACAAGACGCUGGACCCCAGUUUCAUGGAGUCGGUGUGGUGGGUGUUCAGCCGCCUGUUCGAGAAGGGGCUGGUCUACCGCGGUUUCAAGGUGAUGCCGUUCUCCACGGCCUGCUCCACGCCGCUGUCCAACUUCGAGGCGGGACUCAACUACAAGGACGUCAGCGACCCGGCAGUCAUGGUGUCCUUCCCCAUCGUGGGCGACGCCGACGGCGCCUCGCUGGUGGCCUGGACUACCACCCCCUGGACCCUGCCCUCCAACGUGGCGCUGUGCGUGCACCCCGAGCUGAUCUACGUCAAGGCCCGCGACAACGACAAGAAGAAGGUGUACAUCGUGGCGGAGGCGCGGCUGGCGGCGGUGCCGGGCGCUGUGCCCAAGCCCAAGAAGGGAGCCAAGAAGGACGACAAGCCCGAGGGCGGCUUUGAGAUCCUGGCCAAGAUGCCCGGCAGCGAGCUGGUGGGGCUGCGCUACACGCCGCUAUUCCCCUUCUUCUCCGCGCUGGCGGCGGCGGAGGGCAGCAGCAAGGGCGCCUUCCGUGUGGUCAGCGACACCUACGUCACCGACGACAGCGGCACAGGCGUGGUGCACCAGGCUCCCGCCUUCGGUGAGGACGACUACCGCGUGUGCCUGGCGCACGGCGUGUGCGAGAAGGGCGACUCGCUGCCCUGCCCCGUGGACCUCAACGGCCGCUUCACGGAGGAGGUCGGCCAGUUCAAGGGCCUCUACGUGAAGGACGCGGACAAGGAGAUUGUGGCCGUCAUCAAGGAGGCGGGCCGCCUGGUGGAGGCCGGCAGCCUGACGCACAGCUACCCCUUCUGCUGGCGCUCCGACACGCCGCUCAUCUACCGCGCCGUGCCCAGCUGGUUCGUCAAGGUGGAGGAGAUCAAGGAGCGCCUGCUGCACAACAACACGCUGACGUACUGGGUGCCGGCGUACGUGAAGGAGAAGCGCUUCCACAACUGGCUUGAGAACGCGCACGACUGGGCUGUGUCGCGCAGCCGCUUCUGGGGCACGCCCAUCCCCAUCUGGGCGUCGGAGGACGGCGAGGAAAUUGUGGUGAUCGGUUCCAAGGAGGAGCUGGAGCGGCGCACCGGCGAGAAGGUCACGGACCUGCACCGCCACUUCAUCGACCACCUCACCAUCCCCAGCUCCCGGCCCGGCCAGCCGCCGCUCAAGCGCGUGGACGACGUGUUCGACUGCUGGUUCGAGAGCGGCUCCAUGCCCUACGGCCAGCUGCACUACCCCUUCGAGAACAAGGAGCUCUUCGAGAACAACUUCCCCGCGGACUUCGUGGCGGAGGGCCUGGACCAGACGCGCGGCUGGUUCUACACGCUCAUGGUGCUGUCCACGGCGCUGUUCGACAAGCCCGCCUUCAAGCACCUGGUGUGCAACGGCCUGGUGCUGGCGGCGGACGGCAAGAAGAUGAGCAAGCGCCUCAAGAACUACCCGGACCCCACGGAGGUACUGGACAAGUACGGAGCGGACGCCCUGCGCCUGUACCUGAUCAACUCGCCAGUGGUGCGCGCAGAGACCCUGCGCUUCAAGGAGGAGGGCGUGUUCGCGGUGGUGAAGGACGUUUUCCUGCCCUGGUACAACGCAUAUCGCUUCCUGGUGCAGAACAUUCUGCGCAUGGAGGGCGAGAGCGGCGCCAAGUUCGUGCCGGUGCCGCCCGAGCAGCUGCAGCCCACCAACGUGCUGGACCGGUGGAUCGGCGCCGCCUCUCGCUCGCUCAUUGCCUACGUGGCUGCCGAGAUGGGCGCCUACCGCCUGUACACGGUGGUGCCCUACCUGGUCAAGUUCAUCGACAGCCUCACGAACGUGUACGUGCGCUACAACCGCAAGCGCCUCAAGGGUGCCAAGGGCGCGGAGGACACCAGCACCUGCCUGUCCUGCCUGUUCAACGUGCUGCUGGACGUGUGCAAGGUCAUGGCGCCCUUCACGCCCUUCCUCACAGAGUCCAUGUACCAGAACCUGCGCACCGCGCUGCCGGCCGGCGCGCCCGAGUCCGUGCACUGGUGCGACUUCCCUGCCACGCGCGCCGCCCAGUCGGGCGACGAGCGCAUCCAGCAGUCGGUGGACCGCAUGCAGCGCGUCAUCGAGCUGGGCCGCACCAUCCGCGAGCGCCGCAACAAGCCGCUCAAGAGCCCGCUCACCAAGCUGGUGGUGGUGCACAGCGACGCCGACUUCCUGGCGGACAUCCAGGGCGAGCUGCGCGAGUACGUGGAGAGCGAGCUGAACGUGCGCUCGCUGGAGACGUGCGCCGACCCGCUGCAGUACGCCACCCUGCGCGCGCAGCCCGACUGGCAGAUCCUGGGCAAGAAGCUGGGCAAGUCCAUGGGCGCCGUGGCGGCCGCCAUCAAGGACCUGACGGACGCCCAGAUCCUGGACUUUGAGAAGAGCGGCACCCUCAGCCUGGCGGGCCACACCAUCGAGGCCGGCGAGAUCAAGGUGCUGCGCGACUUCCGCGCCCCCGCCGGCAUGUCGGCGGACGACGUGGACGCCAACGGCGACGGCGAGGUGCUGGCGGUGCUGGACCUGCGAGUGGACGACAGCCUGCUGGCGGCGGGGCUGGCGCGCGAGGUGGUCAACAGAUACCAGAAGCUGCGCAAGGCCGCGGGCCUGGUGCUGAGCGACAAGGUGGACAUGUUCUACGACCCGGCCGCAGGCACCGAUGUGGCGGCGCUGGAGGCGGUGCUGGCCGGACACGCGGAGUAUCUGCGCGAGUCGCUGGGCGUCAACGUGCUGCCCGCCUCCUCGCGGCCCGCCGGCAGUGUGGUCAUUGCCUCGGAGAAGACCACCAUCGGUGGCGCCGACGGCGCGGCAGCCUACCCCUUCACCGCGUUGCUGGCCACGCCCGCGGCCGCGCUGCCCGCGGCGGCGCUGCUGGCGGCAUGCGGCGGGAGCGAGGAGCUGGCGGGCGAUGUGGCGGUGGUGGUGGCGAGCCGGGACCUCGGGAAGCUCCAGGCAGAGGCGGCGGCGGCGGGGGGCAAGGUGGUGGUGCGUGUGAACGGGUCAGAGGUGACGUUGCGGGUGGGGAGUGAGCUGUUUUUCUCUGCGUCGGCGUCUGUAGGCGGCAGCGCAUGAGCUAGCGGGCUGCGUGGCAGUGUGGGUUGGAGUGCUAGGGUGGAUGGCGUGUGAGCGUGUGCGAGCGUGUGUGAGAAACAGGGACGCGAGGCAGAACUGGAGUGCUGAAAUGACAGGGGCAAGGCGGACAGAGCAGGAGUGGGCAGCAGGUGAGCAGAAGACGUGCGCAGGUUGCGGCGGUGGAUGACUGCGGCAGGGCGCGAGGGCGGUAGAGCAACAAUAGCUAGGAGCUUGGGAAGAUCGAGGAAUGACAGCUAAAGCAGGAUGUCUCAAAUGCGACUAUGCAGAGAAGAGCGGAUGAUCAAGGGACGCAUGGAGGCACCGCAGCUGGAAACCGGAAACCGGAUACCAGCGGUAUGCAUUGUGUAAUUUGACAAGGCA
Messenger RNA from Chlamydomonas reinhardtii, 4116 nucleotides. RefSeq lists its product as uncharacterized. Lineage: Eukaryota; Viridiplantae; Chlorophyta; Chlorophyceae; Chlamydomonadales; Chlamydomonadaceae. Gene Ontology annotation, molecular function: isoleucine-tRNA ligase activity; ATP binding; aminoacyl-tRNA deacylase activity. The transcript is spliced from 24 exons. The record is from RefSeq and is a predicted model, not a curated record. Bases 202 to 3735 code for a protein of 1177 amino acids. Gene Ontology annotation, biological process: isoleucyl-tRNA aminoacylation.